AUGAAUGGGGUCUCAACGUCAGGGGUUUUAAAUGAGUCCCCCAAACCGUUAUUUGGUUCAAAACUCGUGGUCCUCGGACCGCUCGCUAAUGUCAAGAGUCAGCCCGAACAACUGCAUGCCCUCAAUAGGGUGCACAUUGAUGCUGCAAACACGAUCAUGGAUGUGUUAAAGAAUAGGAAGCCGGACCAAGAGCAUUAUUAUGCAGAUUUUGUAUCUGUUCUAAUGAAUGAGCCAUACGGGGGGAUUCGCAACAUGCACCGAUGUGACAAUAACUUGAUGAGCUUUGCCUCUGAUCUAUAUUUUGAUCUUUGGUACAACCAAAGUCGCACCAGUGAAAUCAACAUUGUGGCCUGUGAAAGUGGGGCAUAUUUGGCUGUCAAGCUGAUGCAGUUUAUUGAUCUCUAUGGUGAUUCCUUCAUUGGUUCUAUGUCCAACUUCGACAUUGUUUGGAUGCGGUCAUUCUCAUUGAUCCAUCCCUCACUGCUCCUCGUCGCAUGGCAAAAUGGCUCGGCUUUCGGUCUCGUCACGGCAACUCAUCUCCAGGUUGAAAUUGAAGGAGCACAAAAUUUUGGGGAUGAUGGGCUGGCAGCUGUGGUGGAGUGUUUUAAGAACUUCAUUAAUGCAUAG
Laccaria bicolor S238N-H82 is the source of this 627-nucleotide messenger RNA. RefSeq lists its product as uncharacterized. NCBI's taxonomy places the organism in Eukaryota, Fungi, Basidiomycota, Agaricomycetes, Agaricales, Hydnangiaceae. The coding region runs from base 1 to 627 and encodes 208 amino acids. The record is from RefSeq and is a predicted model, not a curated record. The transcript is spliced from 10 exons.